Molecule: messenger RNA, 858 nt
Organism: Bacidia gigantensis
Lineage: Eukaryota; Fungi; Ascomycota; Lecanoromycetes; Lecanorales; Ramalinaceae
Exons: 1
Coding region: 1-858 (285 amino acids)
Biological process (GO): nuclear protein quality control by the ubiquitin-proteasome system; proteasome localization
Cellular component (GO): nucleus
Source: RefSeq, a predicted model, not a curated record
AUGCUGACUCCUCCCGCAGUGUCACACCUCCACCCAGGCCAAUCUCGAAAACGAAAAGCCGAGGAUGAUGACCCGAUCGACAUCCGUAUGACUCCCUCUCCACGGCUUCACACUCUUCCCCUCGCAUCCCAUCAAAGACCAAGCCCCAAACGGUCUCGUACAGAGCCUUUGGGCCGUCCCCUCUCUUUCACCCGCAUCCUGGAGACUCUAGAUGCGAACGCUCUACGCGGCGCCCUUCAGGAAAUAUGUAUGCGGCAUCCUACUCUGAAGCAAGAGAUCGAAGCCACUUCACCACGACCAAGCGUGGCCUCCGCACUCUCGGUGCUGAAAACAUACGAGACGGCUCUCUCAGAUUCGUUUCCCUUCGGUGGAGACCACACAUCCGAUUACGCCUACAACAGAGUUCGCCCAGCUCUUAUGCAACUAUUAGAUGCUCUGGCGGAUUUCGUUCCACAUUUCCUACCUCCGAAUGAGACGCAAGCUUCCACCUCACUUCAGUUUCUUGAUGGAGCGACGGAAGUCAUACAUCGACUGCCAGUAUGGCAGAGCUUCCAGAACAACCUACAUAAACAAGAGGCAUAUGAGGAAGUCAGUCAUGCUUGGGUUGUGGCAAUACGAGAGGCUGGCAAGAGAGCAGGAGGCAUGCAGUUGAAGUACGAAGGGUGGGAGCAGAGGAUCAACAAGCAUAACGCGACAAGCGCAGGAAGAUUGCAGGAGGCAGUCGAUGAGCUGAGCAGAGUAUCCGGCUGGAUAGGCACAGGCCAGCCGCAGGGGAGCGGCGAGCGGAGUAAUGUGAGGCAGGAGCUGCUCAGUGGCAACUAUGGAUCCAAUGUUUCAGUUCGUGUUGGACCAUGGUAG